This is a messenger RNA of Fragaria vesca subsp. vesca, 1566 nucleotides long. RefSeq names its product pentatricopeptide repeat-containing protein At4g16835, mitochondrial-like. The transcript has a single exon. Gene Ontology annotation, biological process: RNA modification. NCBI's taxonomy places the organism in Eukaryota, Viridiplantae, Streptophyta, Magnoliopsida, Rosales, Rosaceae. The coding region runs from base 1 to 1566 and encodes 521 amino acids. The record is from RefSeq and is a predicted model, not a curated record. Gene Ontology annotation, molecular function: protein binding; RNA binding.
AUGCGGAGGUUAGAAGGAACCAUACUCGUAUCGACUUGCCGCCACUUCUGUACGCUCUCACCGCCCAGUUUGAAUCACAUGCAUGCAAUCCCAUUUCCUGAUCCCAAUCCCACACCCCGAAACACUGUGUCGUCCAACAAAUUGAUUGCCCGUUACGUCAGAAAUGGCCAAACACAAAUCGCCCACAACCUGUUCGAUGAAAUGCGUGUCAAAGACGUAGUAUCCUGGAACACCAUCUUAUCGGGGUUGCACAACGCCAAAGACCCACACGGGAUUCAUCAGCUUCUCUUGCAAAUGAGAAGAGAUGGGUUUGGACCAAAUGAGUACACCAUCUCCAUAGUAUUGAGAGCCUUUUUGGGGACUGUACUCAAUGUGUUGGUCUCGCAGAUUCAUGCCUUUGCAAUAGUCUUGGCGCUCAACUCGUCUGUGUUUGUUGGGUCUGCACUUAUGAAAGGGUAUGCAAAUAUAGGGGAUCGAGUUGCUAUGGCUUGUGUGUUUGAUGAGAUUUCGGCCAAGGAUGUGUCGUCUUGGAAUGCAUUGAUUUCGAGUUAUGUGGAAUUGGGGUGCUUGGAUGAGGCUCAAAGAGUUUUUGAUGGGAUGCUGGAGAGGAAUGUAGUUUCUUGGACUAGUUUAGUGAAUGGAUAUAUCAGAAAUAGGAGGGUUGACAAAGCUCGCUCUGUUUUCGAUAAAAUGAGUGGGAAAAAUGUGGUCUCAUGGACUGUUAUGAUCAGUGGUUAUGUGAAGAACCAGAGAUUUUUAGAUGCUUUGGAACUUGUCCUCUUGAUGUUGAAAUCAGGGACUCUGCCCAAUCAGUUCACAUUUUCAAGUGUGCUGGAUGCAAGUGCUGGUUGUUCUUCACUUAUUUUCGGUCAGCAAGUUCACUCGAGCAUCUUAAAGACUGGCAUACCGGAGGAUGUGACCUUGUCAACGUCUCUUGUUGAUAUGUAUGCUAAGUGUGGUGAUAUUGAUGCAGCGUAUUGUAUUUUUGGAUCCAUGCAAAAGAAAAACUUGAUAUCCUGGAACUCAAUAAUAGGAGGUUAUGCAAGGCAUGGAAUUGCUACAAGAGCAUUGGAGGAGUUUGAGAGAAUGACCGACUGUGGUGUUAGGCCUGAUGCGAUUACAUUCACAAACGUGCUAUCAGCUUGUGCACAUGGUGGGAUGAUUGAAGAUGGAAAAAGCCUCUUUAACUCCAUGAAGGCAAAGUUCGAAGUGGAACCAGAGGUGGAGCAUUAUGCUUGCAUGGUAGACCUCUAUGGGAAAGCAGGUGAGCUGGAGGAAGCUGAGAAGUUGAUACAAGGGAUGCCAUAUCAGCCGGAUGUUGUUGUUUGGUGUGCGUUACUUGGUGCUUGUGGUUUGCAUUCAAGUUUGGAACUUGGUAAGUUUGCUGCAAAGGAACUUGAUAAACUGGAAAGUGACCAUCCUGCAAUAUUUUCAACGCUUUCAAGAAUUCAUGGGGAAAGAGGAGUUUGGAAUAGUGUGCUCAAGUUAAGGAAGACAAUGAAAGAGAAAGGUGUUCAAAAGCAGAAUGCAGGUAGCUGGGUUGAGUCUGCACAAGUAAGUAGAUAG